Molecule: messenger RNA, 2133 nt
Organism: Aspergillus novofumigatus IBT 16806
Lineage: Eukaryota; Fungi; Ascomycota; Eurotiomycetes; Eurotiales; Aspergillaceae
Product: putative C2H2 transcription factor
Exons: 5
Coding region: 1-2133 (710 amino acids)
Biological process (GO): regulation of transcription by RNA polymerase II; DNA-templated transcription
Cellular component (GO): chromatin
Molecular function (GO): zinc ion binding; RNA polymerase II cis-regulatory region sequence-specific DNA binding; DNA-binding transcription factor activity, RNA polymerase II-specific
Source: RefSeq, a predicted model, not a curated record
AUGAAGAACUCACCGACUUAUGUCAGCCUAGCUACCAGUCCUCAUCAGUGUUCCGUCUGCUUCAAAUCCUACAAGCGCCGGGAGCAUCUCCAGCGCCAUCGCAAUUCCCACUCCGCUGACCGGCCGCAUCGAUGUCCGGCCUGUCCCAGUACGUUCCAGCGAGCCGACGUCCUGCGACGGCACCUCCGAACAUGCGACCGCAUUAUUUUUAGCGCUUAUCAGGGAGCGACUCGUAAGCGCGCUUGUGAUCGCUGUGCACGUCAGAAAAAAGCUUGCAAUAGCGCCCGACCGUGCCAGAAUUGUUCCAAGAGGGAAGUGGAGUGCGCAUAUUCCACACUGAAGAAUGAUACCCAGGCGGUCGAGGAGAUAGCUUCUACUACGGUUUCACUAGGUGCCGAUAGUAGCAAUGUGACAGCGGCAAGUGUUCUGUGGACGCCCCGCACUGGAGCCGACGAGCGGCUGGACAGCGCUGGAUUUGACGCUUUCGCCUGUGCAGACCUCGAUCUUCUCCAAUACUCCGACCAGUCAUGGCAAGAUUUGUUUAACUUAGCUUCGGAGGAUCUCUCUCUGGCGAGCGCUGACCGCAACUACUUCUUCCAUUUCCUCGACGCUUUCACCAGUUGCACUGGCUUCGUCUCGUCCUUUGAAUGCGGAACAUUGGAGCAAAGAUCGGGGGUUCUAUAUAGCAUCGAGGAGAAAGAACGGCUCAUAGACACUUUUUGGGCCACUAACGUGGACCAAUUCAGCAAUCUAGAUAGCAACAACUCGUACGCGGUCUCGUCGCAAUGGCUCAAUGACCCGCUGGCCUUACAGACACAUCAGAUUCUUCUUCUAAUAAAGGAGGUCGUCAUGCUCAAGCCGCGCAACAGCUGUGUGACCAUCUCAUGGUCUCAGGACAUCGAGCAACGAUGUCUGCAGUUCUUCUCUCCUACAAGUCUCCGGAAGUAUAUUGAACUCUACUGGUCGAUCUGGUCUCCAAACGUGAACUUUCUCCAUCGGCCAAGUUUCCACCCGGCGAGCUCCAAGCCAGUCCUCCUGGCGUCUAUGGCCAUCAUUGGUGCCUGUGUUUCGCCAAACCUCGAAGAUAACGAUAAUGCUCGGAUGUGGUUCAACUGUGUAGAAGAGGCCGUGUUCGCCGAUGAGGACUUUAACCGGGACCCAGUCUCACCGUUUCACCCUGUUCGUGACAUACAAAAGAUGCAAGCUCUGCAGGCCGCUUACAUGGUCUGCUUGUACCAAAAUUGGGAAGGCAGUGAUGCCAGCAAGAAGCGCAUCCGUCGUCAUCGCUUCAGCACUGUCGUUUCGACCGUUCGUGAUCUUGAUAUCACGACAGCGCGACAUGUCGACUACAACGCGAAGCACAGGGAUGAGUUUGACUGGAACGAAUUUGUCGCCCGGGAAGAGUUGAUCAGGACUUUUAUCUGGGUCUUUCUGUUGGAUACGGCAUUUGUCACCUUCAACAAUUUGCCGCCACGGAUGGUCGUUAAGGAAAUGAAAAUGCAAGGGGCAGCGCCCGAGUCUUGUUUCCAAGCACCUACGGCCGAUCAGUGUUACGAUGCGAUUCAGAGUUGGAUGCCUUCUGCGAGCAUCUGUUGGAAGUUUUCCUUCCGUGCACUGUUCGAGACCCUGUGCAUAGACGACCUGACAGUGAAGAUGCAACAAGCCGUGGCAGCCCUGGGUCCCUUGAAUCUCUUCACGAUCAUCUCUGGUAUCCACUCGUUGGUCUUCCAAUACCAGAGUUUCUUCAGCGCAGGGCAUCUACUCUUACGGACCCACACCGCGCUGCGAAACUUCAAGCAGAUUUGGCAUCUCCAUGAAACCACAACAAUUGGACAGUUGCCGCAUACGACGGUGGACGAAAGCAAUUUGAAUGCAGACAACAUGUGGCAGAGAGUGGGAUUCUGUCGCCACGCGGGCGAUUUCUGGCUUCUUGCAAGUGUCAAAGUCGACCGACUGUCUGGAGCGGAAGCAGAGCAACACAAGGCAAUCAGGGGAGAACUUGUGCUCGGUGACAGCGAACAGAGUGACCCGAUUUUGUCGCAAUAUGACCAAACCAGUAUGCGCCAAGUCAAUGAACUCAUUUCGGAGUUCCAAAGAGUGCACCUCAGCGACAUGCCCACCGCUGUGGAGUGA